AUGGAGAAGUCCCAGAUCAUCUUCUACGAGGACAGAAACUUCCAGGGCCGCUGCUACGAGUGCAGCAAUGACUCCAGCGACCUGCACUCCUACUUCAGCCACUGUAACUCCAUCCGUGUAGAGAAUGGAUUUUGGGUGCUCUAUGAGAGACCCAACUACCAGGGUUAUCAGUAUGUGCUGAGCCUGGGAGAGUACCCCGACUACCAGCACUGGCUGGGCUUCAGCGACUCCAUAAAGUCCUGCCGCAUUAUUCGCAAUGUGGGGACCUCCUGGAGGCUGAAGAUUUGGGAGAAGCCCAGUUUUGAAGGACACUCCAUGGAGGUGGCCGACAACAUGCCCGCCCUCCACGAGCGCUGGCACAGCCGGGAGGUGCACUCCUGCAAGGUGUUCGAGGGCGCCUGCGUCUUCUACGAGCACCCCAACUACAGGGGGCGCCAGUACCUGCUGGAGAGGGGCGAGUACAGGAAGUUCACUGAGUGGGGCGGGCUGCAGGCCAACAUUGGCUCCAUCCGCCUGGUCAAGGAGAUCUAG
Lampris incognitus (smalleye Pacific opah) is the source of this 531-nucleotide messenger RNA. Its product is annotated as gamma-crystallin S-1-like. The record is from RefSeq and is a predicted model, not a curated record. The coding region runs from base 1 to 531 and encodes 176 amino acids. The transcript is spliced from 3 exons. Lineage: Eukaryota; Metazoa; Chordata; Actinopteri; Lampriformes; Lampridae. Gene Ontology annotation, biological process: visual perception; lens development in camera-type eye. Gene Ontology annotation, molecular function: structural constituent of eye lens.